AUGGGGUCCCGAUCCGCCGGCGCGAUGUUGUGGCUACUGGUGUGCGCGGCGCUCCUGCUAGGCUGCUGCCAGGGGAGGUUCGUGGUGGAGAAGAACAGCCUCAAGGUGACGGCGCCCGACGACCUCAAGGGCACCUACGAGUGCGCCAUUGGCAACUUCGGGGUGCCCCAGUACGGCGGCACCAUGGUCGGCUUCGUCGCCUACCCCAAGGCCAACAGGAAGGCCUGCAAGAGCUUCGACGACUUCGACAUCUCCUACAAGGCCAAGCCGGGGGCGUUCCCCACCUUCUUGCUCGUCGACAGGGGAGAUUGCUACUUUGCAAAGAAGGCAUGGAAUGCACAGAAAGCAGGAGCAGCGGCGAUCCUUGUCGCUGAUGACAAAGACGAACCUCUAAUUACAAUGGACAACCCUGAGGAGAGUGGCAACACGGAUUAUCUAGAGAACAUCACUAUUCCUUCGGCGUUAAUAACCAAGAGCUUUGGGGACAGGCUCAAGAAAGCAAUUGACAAAGGUGACAUGGUUAAUGUGAAUUUGGAUUGGAGGGAGGCCCUGCCUCAUCCUGAUGAGCGUGUUGAGUAUGAAUUUUGGACCAACAGCAAUGAUGAAUGUGGCCCAAAGUGUGAUAGUCAGAUUGAUUUUGUCAAGAGCUUCAAAGGAGCAGCGCAGGUGCUUGAGAAGAAAGGCUAUACGGAGUUCACUCCUCACUACAUCACCUGGUAUUGCCCAGAGGCCUUCAUUCUGAGCAAGCAGUGCAAGUCCCAGUGCAUCAAUCAUGGGAGAUACUGUGCACCUGACCCGGAACAGGAUUUUAGCAAAGGAUAUGAUGGCAAAGAUGUGGUGGUCCAGAACUUGCGCCAAGUUUGUGUCUUUAAGGUUGCUAAGGAGCACAAGAAGCCUUGGUUAUGGUGGGACUAUGUUACUGAUUUUGCGAUUCGGUGCCCAAUGAAGGAAAAGAAGUACACAAAGGAGUGUGCUGAAGGGGUUAUCAAGUCGCUUGGCAUUGAUCAUAAAGCAAUAGAUAAGUGUAUUGGUGAUCCAGAUGCUGAUGAGGAAAACCCUGUUCUGAAAGCUGAACAGGAUGCACAGAUUGGCAAGGGCUCUCGUGGUGAUGUUACCAUCUUACCAACUCUGGUAAUCAACAAUAGACAAUACAGAGGGAAGCUUGACAAAGGAGCAGUUCUUAAAGCACUUUGUGCUGGUUUUAGGGAAACCACUGAGCCAGCUGUUUGCUUGAGUGAAGAUAUACAAACAAAUGAGUGUCUAGAGAACAAUGGCGGUUGUUGGCAAGAUAAGGCUGCGAACAUCACUGCAUGCAAGGAUACCUUCCGUGGAAGAGUUUGCGAGUGUCCAGUUGUGAAAGGAGUAAAAUUUGUUGGUGAUGGCUAUACUCACUGUGAAGCUUCCGGAUCUGGGCGAUGUGAAAUUAACAAUGGAGGAUGCUGGAAGGAUACCAAGAAUGGUCGGACAUACUCUGCCUGUACUGAUGAUGGCUGCAAAUGCCCAGAUGGAUUCAAGGGUGAUGGUAAGCACAAAUGUGAAGAUAUUGAUGAAUGCAAGGAAAAGACUGCAUGUCAAUGCAAAGAAUGCAAAUGCAAAAACACAUGGGGAAGCUAUGAGUGCGGCUGCAGUGGAGGCUUGCUUUACAUGAGGGAGCAUGAUACAUGCAUAAGCAAAAAUGGAGCAUCAGAAGCAGGCUGGGGCUUCUUGUGGGUCGUCUUCUUCGGUCUUGUUGCAGCAGGAAUUGCAGGAUAUGCAGUGUACAAGUACAGGAUCCGGAGAUAUAUGGACUCAGAGAUCCGUGCUAUCAUGGCUCAGUACAUGCCCCUGGACAACCAAGGAGAUGUCCAGAGCCAUUCUCAUCAUAUUGAGAUGUGA
Molecule: messenger RNA, 1875 nt
Organism: Miscanthus lutarioriparius
Lineage: Eukaryota; Viridiplantae; Streptophyta; Magnoliopsida; Poales; Poaceae
Source: the annotation of a GenBank genome assembly